UCAAUGACUGAAGGCAUGACGGAGAGACACCAGUGAAGGUUUUUGGAGUGAGGCGGUGUCAUACCACUGACUAGACCAAGGGUAAAGCCCUUUGCUGUAAUCUAUUCCCACCCGUUUGGCCUCCUCUGGAAUUACCGUCAUUUGGUGCGGGCAAGCUGUGGGAGUUGUCAGAAGCCCUUCCUCUCAAAGAUGGCACAGGUUCAAAAGAAGACCAGCAUGGUGUCCUUGACCAUCUCCUCCUCCUCCUCCUGCACUAAAGAAUCCUCCUCCACAGUCACCCAGCCUGUUUGUAGCACUCCGGAGAGGACCCUGAGCCCCUCAUGCAGCUACCAGAUAGGAGUGGCACCAACAUUUGUAAAGAGUCUCCAUGAUGUGAGUGCUGUGGCAGGCCAGCUGGUGGUGCUGGAGUGUCGCCUCCGGGGCACUCCCCCGUUACAAGUCCUUUGGUAUCGAGAAGACGAGCAAAUUAUGGACUCUGCCAACUUUCGCAUCCUAAGAAAGAAAGCUACUUCAACAUCUGUUCCAGAGGAAUUGUGUACCUUGGUCAUCACUGAAUCCUUACCAGAAGAUUCUGGAAUAUUCAAGUGUAUGGCAGGAAAUCAGUAUGGAACAGUCUCCUGCAGCUGCUUCCUGGAAGUUAAAGACUCAGAGAGGGGUUUCACAGAUGAGGAGGAAGGGUUUUCUCCAUCAGCAGAGGCAGAGCUCGACUUUCCCUUUCACCCUCAGGAGACAUCUGGCUUCCCAGCUCCAAAAAUCGAGAGCAGUCUAAAUGAGAUAGGAUUAACAAGCCCCUUGGAGUCAGGAGAUGAAGGCUUAGACAUAUCGUGCAGAGCUACAACAGAGCAAAAUACAUGUGCAAUGGAAGAAAUGUCACAAAAAACCACCUGGACUUCCAAUUCGUCCUCAGUUGAGAUAAAAAACACUAUGGCCAAGCCGUUUGCUCCACCCUGCAACCCCACUAUUGCGAAUACACCCAGUGGCAAGGGUGUUGCUGGUCUACCUACUCUCUUAACCUCAAUCUCUCCCAGCGCAUUCAACUACGAAAGGCCGCGUCACUUUCUUCAGUCAAGUCUGAAGUCCUCCGACAAUGCACAGUCCGUUAAAAAGAUUACAUCAACCACCUGCAACUCUUCAUGGACACCUUCAACACCUUCAAACUCCUCCAACCCAUCCACUUCCUUACCAGUGACGCCAACUAAGCUUUCGAUUGAUACUACUAUGAUCUCCAGACAAUCUGGCGCCCAGCAGAGGGACAACACUGCCGUGAAAGACUUUCUCUGCUCGGCUUUGCCUUGUCAGAGCAGCUCGCAGAACAUUUCUUUGGCACCAACGCAGAGUUCACUGCCCCUCAGGCGGUCUCCAGUGUCUCCAGAUAUUCUCCCCAAACCGAAAGCACCCACCACUCCACAAGCCUACACCUCACCCACCUCUCCGCAAGCCUACCCCUCACCCACCUCUCCGCAAGCCUACCCCUCACCCACCUCUCCACAAGCCUACCCUACACCCACCUCUGCGCAAGCCUACACCUCACCCACCUCUCCGCAAGCCUACCCCUCACCCACCUCUCCACAAGCCUACCCCUCACCCACCUCUCCACAAGCUUACACCUCACCCACCUCUCCACAAGCCUACCCCUCACCCACCUCCCCACAAGCUUACACCUCACCUGUCUCAUCUGUUGGAGUUUGUCCAUCUCCUGGACAUUCAACAACAUCCUUUCCUAAGCCUGCGCCACCUCAGCAGAAGUCCUUCAUGUCUCUUCCCGUGGGAUACAACCAGGGGACCCCUAAUGUCUUGCCCAAACCAAUCUUAAAGAAGAACCCUUCCCGGCCUGUCUCCCGCUCUACCGAUGAAGAAAUCCAGGGGUCAAAGGAUGCCCUUAUACAAGACCUGGAAAGACAGUUGCGCAGCAAAGAGGCACGCAGAAGAAAUAGUCAGAAGUUUUCAUAUGAGGAGCGCAUGGCUCGGAGGUUGCUGGGGCCUGAUAGUGCAGCCUGUGUGUUCGACAACCAAUCUGAUUCACAGCAAGAGCAGGCUUUCUCAGAGGGGAGGCACAUUGGUGGAAUAUGGGGCAGACAACACCCUGGCACUGAUGGGAACGAGGGUGCCUCUACGAUGGAAAAGUGUUAUGCCCCCAAAUUUCUGCAAAUUCCACAAGAUCUCACAGUUGAAGAGGGGAGAUUCUGUAGGAUUGAUUUUAAGGUGGUUGGUCUGCCGGCGCCUGAUGUGUCGUGGUAUCUGGACGGGAAGGCCAUUCGUCAGGACGACUACCACAAGAUGCUGGUGAGCGAGAAGGGCAUCCACUCCUUCAUCAUCGAGAUUGUAACCGUCCACCACGCCGGCAUCUACGAAUGCGUCGCGAAAAACAGGGCUGGCGAAGGUCGGUUCUCCAUGCGGAUUGAUGUGAAUGCACAGGAGAUGAUUCGUCCUCCCACAUUUGUAAUGCGAAUGCAGAAUGUGCGUGUGAUUGAGGGCGACAUGGUGAGGCUGGAGUGUCAAGUGCUGGCGUCCCCCCCGCCCCAACUCUUCUGGAAGAAGGACAAAGAAAUGCUGCGCAUUGACCCGACCAGAAUGAGUCUCACCCAAGACAGUUCUGGUCAACUGUGCCUCCUAAUUGACCAGGUGAAGAAGACGGAUGCCGGCUGGUACACGGUGUCGGCCAUUAAUGAAGCCGGCAUGUCCACUUGCAACGCGAGGCUGGACGUAGGAACUUUCAUGAACAGUGCCCCAUCCCAUCCUAAACCACUGAAAAUCCACUCCACUCUCAGCCAGCUAGCAGCAAUGGGUUUUGAAAGUCCCAUGCACCAUACAGCCCCACUUUAUGAGAGUGAAGAAUUGUGAACGACUGAGUUGCUGUGGUAGAUUUUUCUGACUGUUGUUGUUGUCAUUGUUGUUGUCAUCGUCAAAAUAACUUCUCACUUCAACAUUAAUUAUUUUUUCAGUAUAUACAUACAGUAAUUUGUUAUUUUGUACCACUUAACAGCUUGAUUGGAUAUAUCAUGAAUGUGAGUCAUUUAUGCACACUUCUGAUGUCAUUUCAGAAUCAUUAUUUUACCCAAUUACGUUUGAUUGUGACAUGUAAUCUGUUCGUAUGUAAUGAGUUGAAUACCCCCCACCCCCCGUCCCUCCCCUGUUCACUGUCUGGCAAUAGUAAGCUCAUCCUGGAAGAUGCAGCCCAGGCGUAACUUGAGGCAUUACAGAUGGCAUAGCCGGGGAGUAUGCUUGCUGCAGGAUACUUGCAACGCGUUGCCAUGCGAAUUGUAUAUGAAUUUUGCACAUGCGAGAACACCUCACACAAGGUACGCAGGCACGUGCAUACCAUGCAAUAUUGACAACACCACAAGGAACGGUCUUCUGAAUUUGUUGACUUGAGAUAUUGACUUUGUGGUAUAGUCAAACAAUAGUGGAAAACAUUAAUGACAGCCCCGUUGGUUAUCUGCCACCUCCAGUGUCGUGAAAAGUGCUCGG
Messenger RNA from Engraulis encrasicolus (European anchovy), 3468 nucleotides. RefSeq names its product myotilin (gene myot). The coding region runs from base 190 to 2841 and encodes 883 amino acids. Gene Ontology annotation, cellular component: axon; plasma membrane. NCBI's taxonomy places the organism in Eukaryota, Metazoa, Chordata, Actinopteri, Clupeiformes, Engraulidae. Gene Ontology annotation, biological process: homophilic cell-cell adhesion; axon guidance; dendrite self-avoidance. Gene Ontology annotation, molecular function: cell-cell adhesion mediator activity. The transcript is spliced from 17 exons. The record is from RefSeq and is a predicted model, not a curated record.